Messenger RNA from Drosophila suzukii, 2464 nucleotides. Its product is annotated as chromo domain-containing protein rhino. NCBI's taxonomy places the organism in Eukaryota, Metazoa, Arthropoda, Insecta, Diptera, Drosophilidae. The record is from RefSeq and is a predicted model, not a curated record.
UUUGGUGUAAAAACCGCGAACUCUGCUGCUGGCUGCUCGAACAACUCACUCCGUUUUUGACUUUUGAAAAUUGUGGUUGUGGUUCGUCGCAUUUUGUCAUUUUGUAUAAAAAUUAAAUUCGUACGCGCGACUUUUUUGGCGAGUGUGUAAAAAUCACAGUAAAAGUCACAGGAGACCACCUUUUUCACUGACUUACGUUUUUAAAGCAAUCCGGUUGGGUGAAAAGUUUAGAAACUGCCUGAAUCGUGAAUGUGACUCGAAGAAUCCCAUGUGCUGGCCUUUAUUUUAUUCGAGUGGGCAUUUUCCUGGAACAGCGGGAAACAUCAGCGAAUCCGUUAUUAUACUGCCGUACUUUUGGACACUUUUGGCAAGCUAUUGCUGUAUCUCUCUUUUAUACUACUGGGCAGUCUUUUCACCCUGGUAAAGUGGUUCCAGUCUCCAGUCCCCAGUCCCCAGUUUCUUGGUGAUCGUCUCUGAAAAGCUUAAAAUGUCUGAUAACUUAAACGGCUGCCCCACCAACUCAAAUGGAAAGCGCUCCGCUGGCGGAGAAUCGCCCAUUGAUGAUCAGGAUGCCGAGUAUAUCGUAGAAAAAAUAGUCGGCAAAAGCUUCCUUGACGGCCGUCCCCAAGUCCUAGUCAAGUGGCAGGGGUAUCCAAUCGAGCAGAGCACCUGGGAGCCGCUCGAGGAGAUGGACAAGUGUCUCGAUUUGGUCAGCGACUACGAGCAGCAACUGUUCUAUGAUUGCCAGGAGAAGGCGAAGAUCGAGAGGGAGCUCGUUGGAGCCUCUAAGCAGUCCGAGGGAUCCUCUGUCCAGGCCACGCAGGUGAAGAUCGUAAACGAACAGCCUGAUCCUCUUCUUCCCACCACCUCUUUUGGUGGAUCCCCUACCAAGUUCACGACGCAAGGGCUUCCACCAUUUCCUGUUCUUGUAAAGCAAGAGGAUCAGGAAUAUCCCAUGGUAUCCUUGACCCAAGAGAAGCAGCUGACUACCGUGGAGGAAGAGGAUCAGGUCUCUGUUCACCUCGUAAAGCAAGAGGAUCAGGACUACCCAACUACGUUUUCCUCUGUCCAGGAGAAACAGCAGAAUAUUGUGGAGGAAGGGGAUCAGGGGCUCCCCACCACCUCUUCGGGUCGCAAAACGGCUUGGGGAAGCAACCAGCCUUGGAAUGGCAAGAAGAAGGGAAAAUACGGAAAGAAUAAGGCAAAGUUAGCCAAGAAGUCGAAGGCAGCCUCUACCCAGCAGAAGCCGACGACUAUGGACGUUGGAAGCGAAGAGGAUGAGGACCUUAAAAAUUCAAUGCCUGUCGCGUCUGGAAAAGGAGCAAAGCCAAAGAAACUCAAAUUGGCAUCUGCCAAGGAGACCAGCGACGAAACUUUAGGAGCAGCAGCACCCUUUCCGUUGGCCCGUUGUUCCGCCAGUGCUGCAUGCUUUGAUGCAUUGAACGCCCUGCCGGACCUGGAGCAGAUGACGAUUAAGGAUCCAGAUCAGAUCAAGAUUGACCAGCUGCUCGCAGAGCUGGAUGAUCGCCUGUCUAGGCCAGCCGGAAACUUCUUUAAAUUGUCCAGGGGACGUGGAAACGGUGGACGUAAUGGACGUGGCGGGCGCAGGGCGGCAGGAAAUCCUUGGAACCAGCCGUACCAGGGUGUCUUCGGCUUGGAUCGCGGUCUUGAGAUGGAAAAAGUGGAGCAUAGCUUUAAGAUUCUAGAUUUUCACUUCUUAUUCGUCACCUGGAAGGGCUGCCCCGAAAUGGACACAGUCACUCUUCCGUCUGUCAGGUACUUGUACCCACAGCUUGUAAUCGACUACCUGGAGACCUUGAAGCGCAAACGUCGCUAAGGAGGCUUUGUGCCUGAAACUCGGAAACUAGUAUUAAGAAAAUCCAAAAAACUGCGUGAAAGUUCGAGAAAACGCACGUAGAAGAAAUGUAUUUUUUUUGGUUGUCUGUGAUGUAUUUUAUUUUAUUGACAACGAUUUCUAUAUCAUAAUCCGAGCCUAACGAUAACUCGGAAACUAGUAUUAAGAAAAUCCGAAAAGCUGCGUGAAAGUUCGAGAAAACGCACGUAGAAGAAAUGUAUUUUUUUUGGUUGUCUGUGAUGUAUUUUAUUUUAUUGACAACGAUUUCUAUAUCAUAAUCCGAGCCUAACGAUAACUCGGAAACUAGUAUUAAGAAAAGCUGCGUGAAAGUUCGAGAAAACGCACGUAGAAGAAAUGUAUUUUUUUUUUGGUUGUCUGUGAUGUAUUUUAUUUUAUUGACAACGAUUUCUAUUUCAUAAUCCGAACCUAAAGAUAAUAUGUAAUAGUCUGUAUUUUGAGAAUCUGCAUUCAUUAUAUAUAUGUAAUGUAUUUGUCAACUUAAAGGAACGAAAAGAAAAAUGUAUACGCGUUGCGUACAAAAGUGCCAUUAAGAUUGCAGAGAUUACAUGAAAGAACAUAUUUGAAAAUAAAUCAUAAAAGGAACAUGUA